CCCCCCUCCCCACGGCGCCGCGCGCACCCGGUGGCUGGGUCGGGCCCGGCCCGCGCGGGGGCUCCUGGGAAAUGGAGUCUGCGCCGGCGCCAUCUUUGACCGCUCACCCCGUCCUCGGGCUGUGACACCAAGGGCACAGUGAUGGGCGCAGGACAGGAGCCCCUCUCCCUCCAAGGAGCCCCCGGAGGGGACAGUGGCCACCCUGGUGCGGGUGGCUGGGGGGACCCUGCUCUCUGCCCCCCUCAACUUGGGGACUGCCCUUGCCAUGUCCCGUUGGAGAUGCUUGUCACUUGGGCCAGGUUGCCAUAAGAAAAGAGCUGCCAGGAUCUCAUCCCAGCAGAGGAGGAACCCAGGUGGACAGCAAGGUCCUUCACCUGACCAGACCUCAGGAUCAGAACAUGCUUCUGCCCACCUUCCCUACGCACGUGGAGCGUGCCAGGUGUCCCUGUCCCCCAGCCAUCUCCAUCCACACUUUGUGCCCUUGGGGAUGAUGUGUAGGAUGCAAAACCCCUGCCCGGCCUGUGAUGCUGGAGGUGCUCCAGCACAAGUCUCCCUGCCCAUGUACAGGUGGCAGCGGCUGCACCAGCUGAUUCAGCAGGCUAUCUGAAACACUUGCUCCUGGUGUUACCUUCCCUGGAGCAGGAGGCUUCUCUGAGCAACAGAGGCAUCAGCAGGCCCUUUCCCUUCCCCAUGAGGUGUUCCCUGCCUCCAACAGUGGCUACGGCUCUUGGUGCAACUUUUGCAAGAGGUUGCUCACCCAAAAUCAGCACCUCAUGCAGAGGAGCAGUGCAGGAAGUGGUUUGAAACCCAGGGGAAAAAAAGUAAUUGGUAAAAGGAACUUGCUUUGCCUUCCACCUUCUGUACAAAGGUCUCCCCAGAUAUUUGCCAUGAAGCAAGCAUUUCUGGGGGCAGUUGAGACCAAGCAGCCAUCACCAAUCUCCAUCAGCUGGCUGCGGACUCCAGUUCACCUUCAAUGAAGGCCGAAACCAAAAGCAGCCCCAAAUUGAUGCCUGCCCCAGCCAUUUUUGACCGAUGAGACUCAGUUGAAGUCCUUGGGUCAACCACGGGGACCCCAUCCUAGACCCGGGUGAGCCAAAGAGGAAGGAAGGAUCAUGAGGAAGGUGGCAGCUUAAGCCAAGCAAGAAAGGAGAAUAAGAGCUAGGCAGGACGAUGUGGUGUCUGGCAUCCUCUGCUCUGCAGUUAGUAAAUGGGAGAUCCUCGGCUGACCUGCUCCCAGUUGUGGUCCCACGGGCAUGUCUGCAGCCUCACCAUCCACCUUGGCCCAUGGGGACAGGGAAAAGGACAUUUUACCGAUGGCCUCAGCAGCUUUGUGCCAAAUUCCUGCUUCAGACCUGAAUGAGCUAGUAGCUGAAAGGGGAAGGGGCUGCUCUCCUUCCCCACCAGGACCACCUGCAGCCUGUCCCAGGCCUCUGAGAUACUCCUGGAGGGUUACCAUGCUGGUACCCACGCCCAAUCCACUGGUCUCAGGCCCCUUGGUGAGGCCGGACCUGAGUCUUUCCCUCAUCAAGGCAACAGGCCGUUUGAUGCUCAUCCAUUUUCUUGUCUGUUGGUAUGGAGUCUGCAUUGCACAUGAGUAGACACACUCUCUGGGGCGAAACUAAUACCCUACAACCAAGCCCUGCAAUUCCCCCAACCAUCUCCUUCCUGCUUCUGAUGUCCUCUUGUGCGGUGGACCCGUGGGACGUCACCCACAGCAGCUGUGGCCAGAGGAUGCUUGCUGGUCACCAAGGAUCCAGCUGAAAGCAGAAGAUUCGGUUCCCCUUCAUCCACUGGACUCCACGUGAUGCAAGAGACACCAGGGAGCCAGGGGAUGGAGCAGCGUGGAAAGCAUCCUCUCCCAGCUGCCUUCUUCAGGUCUUUGGUGUGUUUCUUCUCCAGCUGGUGAUGGUGGACUUGAUCUCAGCCUCUGCCAAGCCUACCUCUUCCUGCACCUGUGCCAGUCUGGGAGCAAAUUCUCCAAAAGUCCUUUGCUGUCAGCUGGGCAAACUAUGGGCGACAAACUAUCCACCCGUGUUGAGCUUGGGGCUGCAGAGAUCCUCCUCAUCCUAGCAGGGCUGUGUGCAUCAGGUCCUGCUGGAGUAAGGCUGGUGAACGGCCCCGACUCCUGCACGGGCCGGCUGGAGGUGUUUUACAAUGGCACCUGGGGGACAGUGUGCGAUGACCACUGGAACCUCGACGGAGCCCGCGUGGUCUGCCGGCAGCUGGGCUGUGGGGCAGCGCUGUCGGCUGUCGGCGGGGCUCGCUAUGGGCAAGGAGUAGACCCAAUCUGGCUGGACAAUGUACGCUGUGCUGGGACAGAGGCCGCCCUUUCCGAGUGCCGGGCACAGCCCUGGGGAACCCACAACUGCGGGCACGCAGAAGAUGCCAGCGUCGUGUGCUCAGGGGCACCCGCUCCAGGUUCCACCCGUACCCGGCUGGUGAACGGCUCAAGUUUCUGCUCUGGCAGAGUUGAAGUCCUCCAUGAUGGCAAAUGGGGCACCGUGUGUGAUGACAGCUGGGGCCUGGUGGACGCCGCAGUGGUGUGCAGGGAGGUGGGCUGCAGCCAAGCACUGUCAGCCACGGUCGCAGCUGCCUUUGGGCAGGGGUCAGGGCCCAUCUGGCUGGACGAAGUGACCUGUACUGGGAUGGAGACUGCCCUGUCUCUGUGCCAGUCCACAUCCUGGGGAAGCCAUAACUGCAACCACGGAGAGGAUGCUGGUGUUGAAUGCACAGAACCGACUCAGGUCCGGCUGGUGAAUGGCUCCAGCCGCUGCUCAGGGCGAGUUGAGGUUCACCACAACCAGCAGUGGGGGACGGUGUGCAAUGACAGCUGGGACCUGAAUGAUGCUGAGGUGGUGUGCCGGCAGCUGGGCUGUGGGCUGGCUGUGUCAACCCCUGGCAGGGCUCUGUUUGGGCAAGGACACGGUCCAAUCUGGCUGGAUGAAGUGAACUGCACAGGGAUGGAAGGGGCCAUCACUGAAUGCAGCUUCAAGCCUUGGGGAACCCAUAACUGCAACCAUGGUGAAGAUGCAGGUGUCGUGUGCUCAGACCCCACAGAGCUACGGCUGGUGAACGGCCCGAAUCGCUGCGCUGGGCGCCUUGAGGUUCUUCACAACCAGCAGUGGGGAUCUGUGUGCGACGACGGCUGGGACAUGGAGGAUGCCAAAGUGGUGUGCCGGCAGCUGGGCUGCGGUGCUCCAAUCUCUGCUCCAGGCUGGGCUAGGUUUGGCCAGGGCUAUGACCCCAUCUGGCUGGAGACAGUCGGCUGCCAGGGGACAGAGGCUGCCCUCACUGACUGCAGAAUCCAGGUGUGGGGCACCCACAGCUGCCACCACGGGGAAGACGCCAGCGUGGUGUGCUCAGGGUUGUUGGUGUCCUUCUUUGUUCCAGACCCGAUGGCAGUUCGGUUGGUGGACGGUCCUCACCGCUGCGCCGGGAGGGUUGAGGUGCUUCAUCAGCAUCAGUGGGGGACGGUGUGUGAUGAUGGCUGGGACCUGCACGAUGCCGAGGUGGUAUGCUGGCAGCUGGGUUGUGGGACAGCAAUCAAAGCCCUGGGAUCUGCUCACUUUGGCCAGGGACGUGAUUCCAUUUGGCUGGAUGAGGUGAACUGCACAGGGAGUGAGUUUGCCCUCUCUGAAUGCUGGGCCAAGCCGAAAGGAGUCCACAGGUGCCAGCACAGAGAAGAUGCUGGUGUGAUAUGCUCAGGUAGCUGCUGUUCCCCUGUCCGUCUGGUGAACGGCUCAAAUCGCUGCUCUGGGAGAGUUGAGGUGCUGCACAACCAGCGAUGGGGAAGUGUGUGCGAUGAUGGCUGGGACCUGGAUGACGCAGAAGUGGUGUGCCGGCAGCUGGGCUGUGGGAGGGCUGUAGAUGCUCCACCCAGAGCUCAGUUUGGGAUGGGGUACGAGCCCAUCUGGCUGGACGAUGUGAACUGCACUGGCACUGAGGCUGCUCUCUCUGAGUGCAGGGCCAGACCGUGGGGAGAGAAUAACUGCAACCACAGAGAAGAUGCCAGCGUGGUGUGCCUGGGUAAGCCACCUCCUACUCCAUUGUGGUGCAGCUCUGGAAGGAGCAAUGUUGCUCAUCUCCAGCUGGUGAACGGCUCGAGCCGCUGCUCUGGGAGGGUCGAGGUGUUUCAUAACCAGCAGUGGGGGACGGUGUGUGACAACGGCUGGGACCUGAGUGAUGCUGAAGUGGUGUGCCAGCAGAUGGGCUGUGGGGUGGCCGUGUCAGCUCCAGGAUCGGCUCAGUUUGGGCGUGGGUCCAACCAUAUCUGGCUGACUGAUGUUGAGUGCACAGGGGCAGAAGCUGCCCUCGCCGAAUGCAGGUCCAGGAUGGGGGAACCUAUUAAUUGCCACCAUGGGAAAGAUGCUGGUGUUGUGUGCUCAGACCCUGCGGUGUUGCGGCUGGUGAACGGCUCAAGCCUCUGUGCCGGGAGAGUUGAAGUGCUCCACAGGCACCAGUGGGGAACCGUGUGUGAUGACAGCUGGGAUGAAGAGGACGCUGCAGUUGUGUGUCGGCAGCUGGGCUGCGGGACAGUGGUGUCGGCCCCUGGUGCGGCUUGGUUUGGGAAAGGACACGAUGCCAUUUGGCUGGAUGAGGUGAACUGCACAGGGAGGGAGGACACGCUCGCGGAGUGCCUGGCCAGGCCAUGGGGGACACACAACUGUGACCAUGGGGAAGAUGCCGGUGUGGUGUGCUCAGGCUCUGUUACCAUCAAACCUCCGCAGCCUCUGCCACUGCUCACAUUGCUGGUCUCGAUCAUCCCUCCAGUCUUGAUGCUGGUCUGCGGGGCUCUUCUGUACCAGGGGAGGAGGCGAAUGCAAAGUAGGGCUUUUAACAUCUCCCCAGGUUUUGUGCGCAUGGAGGAGCUGGUUGUCUCUGACACAUUCAUCUCAUCGCCCGGAGAAGAGCAAGCAGCAGCCAAGGUGGCUCCUGCUGGGGAUGCUGAAAACAGGAGAGCUCAGCAGGGUCUGGUCCUGUGCUCACUUUUCGGCUGUUCCCUCAACCUGAAGGUCAAUGGCACCAGUCUUCCUCAUGCAGGGGGACUUGGCAGUGGGUCAUCAGGGAUGUUAGCUUUUGCCUGGAUCCAGGCCUGCAAGCUGACGAUCCAUGAGCUGCUGAUAGCCUUGGGCCUUCCAGUGUGCCCCAUCUCUUACCAUCAUCCUAUGCCUGUCCUCUACACUGACUUGUGUGUUUCCACUUCUCAGGGCUUCUGCUACCCAGUUACUUCCCAGCGGGCUCCCCUCCGCCUGUCAGAUGGCCCGCACCGCUGCGCUGGCAGGGUCGAGGUCUUCUACGAGGGCUGGUGGGGAACAGUCUGCGAUGACCACUGGGACCUGGAGGAUGCCAGCGUGGUGUGCCGGCAGCUGGGCUGUGGCACGGCAUUGUCCGCCCCUGGGGCCGGGCAUUUCAGGGCAGGGUCCGGUCCCAUCUGGCUGGACGACGUCAACUGCACGGGGACAGAGGUCGCCCUGUCUUACUGCAGGACGAAGGGCUGGGGAAAGAAUAACUGCCACCACGGAGAAGAUGCCGGUGUGGUGUGCUCAGGUAAUGCCCCAUGGAACUUAUAGGAGCUCCGCCUGGUAAAUGGCCCGAACCGCUGCUCUGGAAGAGUAGAGGUGAUGCAUGACCACCAGUGGGGAACCGUGUGCGAUGACGACUGGAGCUUCGCUGAUGCUGCCGUGGUGUGCCGGCAGCUGGGCUGCGGGAUGGCGGUGUCAGGCUACGGCGCAGCUCACUUUGGCGAGGGAUCGGGCCCCAUUUGGCUGGACAAUGUCCAGUGCAGUGGGACCGAAGCUGCCCUGUCCGAGUGCCUGGCCAGGCCUUGGGGUGUCAACAACUGCCACCAUGGAGAAGACGCCAGCGUUGCCUGCACAGUCACUGACACACCAGCUCAUCUGCGCCUGGAGAACGGUCCCAGCCGCUGCGCAGGGCGCGUGGAGGUGCUCCACCACCAUCAGUGGGGGACGGUGUGUGACAACGGCUGGAGCCUGGCUGAGGCGGCAGUGGUCUGCCGGCAGCUGGGCUGUGGGACAGCCGUCUCGGCUCUGGGAUCUGCCCAUUUCGGGCACGGGUCCGGCCGCAUCUGGCUGGAUGAAGUGAACUGCACGGGGACAGAAGCCACCCUCUCUGAAUGCCAGGCCAGGCCAUGGGGAUCCAGCAGCUGUGACCACCAAGAAGAUGCUGGUGUAGUGUGCUCAGACGUGGACACUUCGGGGCAGCGCCCACUGCGGCUGGUAAAUGGCUCAAAUAGCUGCCUGGGGAGAGUCGAGGUCUUUCAUGACCACAAGUGGGGGACCGUGUGUGAUGACACCUGGGACAUCCAUGAUGCUGAUGUCGUGUGCAGGCAGCUGGGCUGCGGGACAGCGCUGUCAGCACCAGGCUCGGCUCAUUUCGGGCCAGGAGUGGAUCCCAUCUGGCAGGACGGUGUUCACUGCCUGGGGACUGAGUCUGCCCUCACCGAGUGUGAGCUGAGCACCUGGGGAGAGCACAACUGCGGCCACAGCGAGGAUGCUGGUGUGGUGUGCUCAGGCACGAACCCCUUGCAGCUGCGGUUGAAAGAUGGUCCUGGUCCGUGCGCAGGGCGGGUGGAGGUGCUCUACAACGCGACCUGGCACGGGGUGUGCGGCAGCAGCUGGAGCUUGCUGGAAGCCGAGGUGGUCUGCAGGCAGCUGGGCUGUGGUCCAGCCCAGUCGGCGCCCAUCGGAGCCCAGCUCAGCCGGGAGGAUAGCCAUAGCUUGCUGGAGGGACCUCACACAGUCCUGCUCGGUGCUGGCAGGCCUACUCGGCACAGGGGCAAUGCUCUGCGGGACCCUCUUGGUCCUGUACCUGUGGACAAGGUGUGGAAGAUGGGCUGGACGCUCCCCAGACGAGCCACUUAUAAAGAAGACAGAGGACACCAGGACGUCACACGAGGCUUAGGCAGCCACGCUCCUGGUGUCAAAGGCGCAGCUGCUGAGAUCCCAGGGGGGUUCCUUCGCCUGGUGGGUGGCCCCGGCCGAUGUGCCGGGCGGGUGGAGGUACUCCACAAUGGGACGUGGGGGACAGUGUGCGACGAUGGCUGGGGUUCCCCUGAGGGCCGGGUCGUGUGCCGGCAGCUGGGCUGUGGGACAGUGCUGUCAGUGGCACCAGGAGCUCGGUACGGAGAAGGGACAGGACAGAUCUGGUUGGAUGAGGUCAACUGCACCGGAGAGGAAAGGGACCUGUCUGAAUGCCGAGCCAGGCCAUGGGGGGAACACAACUGUUACCACGUAGAGGACGCCAGCGUUGAGUGCUCAGGUAGCCCAGGACAGCAGGCUGCACAACCCUUCUCCAAUUGUCCUCUUGGGGUACCUGCAGACUCCAGCAUCACCUCCCUGGGCACCCUCCAGCUGCUCAAUGGCCCCAACCGCUGCGCCGGGAGGGUGGAGGUGCUUCACAAUCACAUGUGGGGGACGGUCUGCGAUGACGGCUGGGACCUGGCGGAUGCGGCGGUGGUCUGCCGCCAGCUGGGAUGCGGCACAGCGCUGUCAGCCACCAGUGGGGCUCGCUUUGGGAGGGGCCACGAUCCCAUCUGGUUGGACGAGGUAAACUGCACUGGCACUGAGGACACCAUCUUCAACUGCCGGGCCAGCGCAUGGGGGGACAACAACUGCUUCCACGGGGAGGAUGCUGGAGUGAUAUGUUCAGGGGUGUCCAUGGCCACCGAGCUCCGCCUGGCCAACGGUUCGACGCACUGUGAAGGCAGGGUGGAGGUCAUCCACAAUGGCACCUGGGCAGCCUUUUGUGACGAGGGCUGGAGUCUGGCCGAGGCACGAGUGGUGUGCAGGCAACUGGGCUGCGGGAGAGCACUGUCGGCAGCUGGCAGGUCACAUUUUGGGCAAGGACCCCGGCAAAUGUGGCCCAACAGCGUGAGCUGUGUGGGCACAGAGACUGCUCUCUCUGCAUGCAAGACAAAGUCCUGGGGCAACAGCACUUGUCAUCAUGGGAGAGAAGCUGGAGUGGUGUGUGCAGGUAAUUUAGAGGGCGACCAGGUCCGUCUGGUGAACUAUGGCAGCCGCUGUGCUGGCAGGGUUGAGGUGUUCCAUAACAAGCAGUGGGGGACCGUGUGUGAUGACAACUGGGACCUGCUGGAUGCCGAGGUCGUCUGCCGGCAGCUGGACUGUGGGCGAGCGCUGUCAGCCCCCGGGGGGGGUCAGUUUGGGCGUGGGGACGGCAUCAUCUGGAUGGAUGAGACGAAUUGCACUGGGAUGGAGAACAUGCUGUCUGCCUGCCGGGCCCGACCGUGGGGCAUCAAUAAUUGCUACCAUGGGGAAGAUGCUGGCGUUGUUUGCUCAGACUCAAUCAUCCCUGAGCCAGCUCAUCUCCGGCUGGCAAAUGGCUCACACCGCUGCACUGGCAGAGUCGAGGUGCUUCACCAGGAGGAGUGGGGAGCCGUCUGCAACAAUGGCUGGGAUAAGCAGGACGCCAAGGUCGUGUGCCAGCAGCUGGGCUGUGGGACGGCACUGCCAGCAUUGGAGGGGGUGGACUUUGGUGCUGGGCCCUCACGCAUCUGGCUGGACAAUGUGAACUGCCAGGGGACAGAGCCAGCCCUUACGAAAUGCCAAGCGAGCCCAUGGGGAGAGAGCAGCUGUGGCCAUGGAAAGCAUGCCAGCGUGGUAUGCUCAGGCUCAGAUGUUUCCAGCUUCGCCCCAGUCCGGCUGGUGGAUGGCCCAGGUCGCUGUGCCGGGAGGGUUGAGGUGUUUCACAAUGAGAAAUGGGGGACGGUGUGUGAUGACAGCUGGGACUUCGCGGAUGCCAAAGUGGUGUGCCAGCAGCUGGACUGUGGGAUGGUGAUAUCGGCUCCACGGCGGGCUCACUUCGGGGAGGGACAGGGACCCAUCUGGCUGGACGAUGUGCGCUGCAUGGGGACUGAGGCAGCCCUCUCCGAAUGCAGAGCCAAGGGCUGGGGUGUCCAUGGAUGCGAGCAUGGAGAAGAUGCCAGCGUGGUGUGCUCAGGUAACCAUCAUUUGUCAUGGCAUUGGGAGCACCAUGGCAAAACUUACCAUGGUCCUCCUGCACUGGAGUCUGACUCUCCUUUCCCCUAUGAGUGCAAGGUCUUGUGA
This is a messenger RNA of Tyto alba (common barn owl), 9083 nucleotides long. RefSeq names its product deleted in malignant brain tumors 1 protein. The record is from RefSeq and is a predicted model, not a curated record. Gene Ontology annotation, cellular component: membrane. Lineage: Eukaryota; Metazoa; Chordata; Aves; Strigiformes; Tytonidae. The transcript is spliced from 29 exons.